CGGUGAUGCUCGACGCCGAGGACAACCUGGGACGCUGCGCCCACUGCCACCACGUGUUCUGCGCCAUCUGCCAGAACGCCUCGCACGGCACCAACCCGUGCUCGAUCAAGAGCGGCGAACGGAUGGAGCUGGUGCGGCAGUACCAGGCGGCGUCCAGCGCCGACCGCUCCGUGCUGGAGCGCAGGUUCGGCCGGCGCCAGCUGCAGCGGCUGGUGGAGGAGGUGGAGUCCAUGAGCUGGAUGUCGGACAACAGCGAGCGCUGUCCGCGCUGUCGCACGCCCAUCGAGAAAAUCGACGGCUGCAACAAGAUGUCGUGCACCAAGUGCGGCACGCUCUUCUGCUGGUUGUGCAACGCCAAGCUGCCACGCGAAAACCCAUACACGCACUUUAACGUGCCGGGCACGCCAUGCUUCAACAACCUGUUCGCCGGCGUGGAGAACGAACCUCUGGACGUCGAGCUGGACGAGGACGAGGACGAGUACGACAUCGGUUUCUUCCUGGACUGA
Molecule: messenger RNA, 506 nt
Organism: Pollicipes pollicipes
Lineage: Eukaryota; Metazoa; Arthropoda; Thecostraca; Pollicipedomorpha; Pollicipedidae
Product: E3 ubiquitin-protein ligase RNF14-like
Exons: 3
Coding region: 6-506 (166 amino acids)
Biological process (GO): protein ubiquitination
Molecular function (GO): zinc ion binding; ubiquitin-protein transferase activity
Source: RefSeq, a predicted model, not a curated record